Molecule: messenger RNA, 1964 nt
Organism: Durio zibethinus
Lineage: Eukaryota; Viridiplantae; Streptophyta; Magnoliopsida; Malvales; Malvaceae
Source: RefSeq, a predicted model, not a curated record
CAAAUAGAAACACCCACUCCUCAAAAAGGGAAAUUCCUUUUAUACAAAUCCUAAACAAGGAAAGUGGGAUCAGAGUGUGCAAAUUUAUAUUUUAUUAUAAUAUCAUGAUUCCAUUCACACUUGCCGGCUUAAGGGUCAUCUUAAUACCCACAAAUUUGGAAUCCACCGUUCAAAUGAGAUUUUAUGGUAUUGGUUAGUACGUAUUAUAUGCCUUCGUACUUAUCCAAAGUUCAAUUUAGCGAUCAAAAACUAUAUUCUGAGAUGAAAAAUUCUAAUGAAAGUUUAAAGAAUAACAGUCAAUGUAAGAGUGUGCUAAAAUAAGAAGCUUAUUACAUUCUGCUUUAUUCCUGUAAAUUCUUAUGCCGGAGUACUGACUAGUUGCACGACACCAACCAUCAAAUCUAACAUUAAAAUCCAUCAAUGUAACUUGACUCUUAAGAUAUAUGACUAAUUAGCUUCAAAGUUCAUGGCCACUAACUUUAUACAUACAUUGACUAUAGUAGAUAUAUGGACAAGUUUGUUGCUACAGUUGGUUGAUAACGCACUAAAAAAAGAACAUGCUUAUGGAUUUUCCCCACACAUAAAAUGGUUUUGUUUUGAUGUUCUAUUUUUGGUGAGUACCCGAGCCAUAUUCUCUAUAUAAAAGAGCAUCCAGUUCUCAGGCUUUCCAAGCAAAGAUUUGGUGUCAAUAUAUAGUUAUUUCCCUGGUUUCUAAGCUGUCAAAACUAGACUGAAAAAUGGUGCCCGUGGUAGUUUUCUUGUUUAUUUUAGUAACCCAAGUGUCAGCCUCCCGUGUUUGUCCCAAAUGUGGUAAGAUGAAAGUUCCAUAUCCACUCAGAACUGAUGAAAACUGUGGAGAUCCCAGGUACAAAAUCUACUGCAACAAUGGUGUCCUCGAGUUCAUGUCAGCUUCAGGGUUUUACUAUAAGAUUCUCAGCAUUAAUCGUCGGGCUAAUAAGCUUGUUAUAAGCCCACCCCUGAUAAAGGAAAACGCUUGUUACUCUUCUGAUCUCGGUCUAGGAGGUUUGCGGCUCGAUGAGAACUUACCCUUCAACAUAUCUACUCGUAACACUGUCAUGUUAUUUAACUGCUCUAAUAACAUUCUUUUAUCCCCAUUGAAUUGUUCUUCGAGCAGCUUCUGUAGGCAGUUUGAGGAUGUGGGGGAGGGAUAUGGCUGCAAAGGAACACUUUGUUGCCAUUUCUUGAAAGAUGCAUCCAUGAACUCAUAUAGGAUCAGGAUCAGGCUUGGAGGGUGCACUGCUUAUACUUCUGUGGUUGAUAAGCAGCCUAAUGAUCCCAUUAAACUCUGGAACUUCGGCAUUGAGCUGCAAUGGUUCUGAAUAUUUUAAGUUAGUUUCUUUGACAAGCCACGUCACUCUAGUCUCUCGAAUAUUUUCUGUCAUCUUUCUAUCAUAUGCAUCUGCUUAAUUCUGCUUGUUAUGCUGUGCCUUUGUUUGCUUAGUCUUCAUUGUUAUAUCAGUGAAUAAAUUUUCAUGUUAGGAAAAUAAAUGAAGUGCAUCAGUGUUUAACUUCUAACUUUAAGCCACUAAGCCAGUGCUAGGAAACCUGAAGUUGCCUAGGAACUGGGCUUUUCCCAGGCCCAGGGUUGAUGUUGGCCUUAAAACCGAUUGUGAAAGCAAACUGGAUCUUUUAGGCAUAUGAAGCUCACUUUAGCUGGCUGUUAAGGCCUAACCUUGAUGGCCCAAAAGAUUGCAGAUCAGCUUCGUUGUUUCUCCCAUCAACUUUAGUGGCCCAUUCUCCCUUAUCUAUCUUCGCAUGGAUGCUACCAUGAAAAAUUUUGUUCCUUCGGGCUGAUCUUUCCUUCAUUAUUAUUAUUUUGAACUCCAUGAACACUCCAGUGGAUUAAACCUUCUUUACAACAUCUCCUAGCUAUUUGGCACUUAAUCCAAACUAUCCCUAGUCGGGAAGUAUAUGAUCUCAAAAUCUUGGAAAGAUGUGGAUCA